GACGAAGGACACAAGUGAGCAUGUCUGUUGAGCGGAAAAAUUGUACUUUCUGAUUCUGAUGAACUCAGCAUAGGUUUCUAUUCGCUUCGCUGUCUCUACUUAUUGUACUCUAAGACGCUUAGACUUAGAGUACAAUAGUAGUACUCCACUUUCCUCGUAGUGGUGAGCUCAGUCGACCCCUAGGGAGCAGAAUAGGGAAGAGACGUGGCUCGAUUGUUUCACGAGCUUCUUCCGUUGUAUAUUGCUUUACACCAGCUAGGGGCAGGUGGAGCUCAACAAGAACACUGCAUCGGUGAACGGAUGACAAAAAAAGUAGUUCGGCAUAUCCAAAUUAGAAUAAGGCUUAAAAAGAUGAAAAUUUUAAAUAAGGCCGAAUUACAGCAAGCGGAAAAGGUUCUGCAGUCACACUUACCAAAAAGCUCCAAGGUGUAUGGAUAUCUGUUCGGUAUGAAUAGAAACAAACCACAUACAUUGGAGGUUAUUGUAGACUCCUGGCCUGAUUUUAAAACAAUUAUUUGUCGACCACACCCAAAGAAUGCACAUAUUCUGCUUUACAAAAAUCAACUGAGUUUCUUCAGCACUGAUGAGAAGAUUCUUAAGAAAAUGUUGACAGAAGACAAGGACUUAGACUGGAAUAAAUACUUCAGAAUUGGAGGGUUUGACAUUCGUCAUGCCACCAUGUUGAAGGAUGUCACCGCCACAGAAGGCGCUACAUUCAGACAGUUAACUCUAGUUCAUCUCCUUGCGUUACAAGACCCAAAUCUCCUUCCUCAACUGACAGUGAACAGUGAUAUGGAGGCCAGGAUCUCCUCUCUGAAUGAAUCCCAUGUCAGUUUGGUGAAUAAAACCUGGAAAUUUGGAGGUGAUGAAAAAGGUUUCCAACUAAUUAAAUAUCUCAUAAGCCACUUCCCCACCUGUUGCAUCACUGAUGAAGAAGGCUGUCCAGUUUCUUGGGUGCUUCUAUAUGAUUACUGUGCCAUGGGGCUACUGUACACAGCCCCAGACUACAGGGGGAGGGGCUAUGCCAAGAUCCUGAUAAGCACCAUGGCAACAAGGCUCCAUGCCCAAGGUUACCCUGUGUACUGCUUCAUUGAGGAGGAGAACCAGCUGUCCUACAGGCUCUUUAAAAAACUGGGCUUUACUGAAGACCCCUCCUACAGGGCUGCCUGGUAUGAGUUCAACUACUAAAAUAGUGUUGGGAACAUCACAACUAAACUCAAUGCUGAUGUGACUUUAUUCAAUUACUCUAUACACAAUGCAGCAGUGUAGCUGGAUCUCAAUCAGGUUGUCAAAGAUAAUGUACUGUUGGGUUGAGAAGGAAAGCUCUAAUCUUGACUUGUAAUAGAGAGGCAAUGCAGUCAGGAAAACAGUUCACUUUUGAUCCAAUUAGAGAGGUCUCUUUUUCUGCAAAAAGCGUACGCCUGCCCACAGUCAGAUAUCUAGUGUUUAGAUUUUGGCCUUAGAGAAACAGUGAAUUGGAUACAAUAUUAUAUUGUUUCUAAGAAUGUAGGCAGUCCUCCCCUCCUCGAGGUCUCAGAGACCAUGCAUGUCUACAUGCCUUGUUUUGUUAUAUAGAAAAUAUUUUGACUGAAGGCGGAGGUUACAACUGACUGACAUUGACAAUUAUCUGAGAGAUAAACUUCCAUGCUUUUUAUAGGUAUUCAAUUGCUGAACAGAAUCAUAUCCUGACAUAACAAUGUUUGAUCUUUUUAGUAAGAGAGUUAAUUCUGCAGUCUUUUAAUAAUAAUUGCAUAGUGCUUAGCGCUGCUUCUACCAACGUAACUUCACAUUAAUCAGUAAGUACAUGGCUAUUUUUAUACAGUCUAUGGUACAUGGUCAGCUUUUGGGUAUGCCAGUCCCUGUCAUAAAUGAACCUGAUUAAAUAAUGUACAAUUUCAA
Anguilla anguilla (European eel) is the source of this 1899-nucleotide messenger RNA. Its product is annotated as glycine N-acyltransferase-like protein 3. Gene Ontology annotation, cellular component: mitochondrion. The record is from RefSeq and is a predicted model, not a curated record. Gene Ontology annotation, molecular function: glycine N-acyltransferase activity. The transcript is spliced from 7 exons. Bases 301 to 1188 code for a protein of 295 amino acids. Lineage: Eukaryota; Metazoa; Chordata; Actinopteri; Anguilliformes; Anguillidae.